Molecule: messenger RNA, 1147 nt
Organism: Lingula anatina
Lineage: Eukaryota; Metazoa; Brachiopoda; Lingulata; Lingulida; Lingulidae
Product: activated RNA polymerase II transcriptional coactivator p15
Biological process (GO): positive regulation of transcription initiation by RNA polymerase II
Molecular function (GO): transcription coactivator activity; DNA binding
Source: RefSeq, a predicted model, not a curated record
AGCUAUGAACCAAUUAGGUUUGGCACUGUUUUGGAGCGCGGUGAUCUGGAUUUCAUUUCCGGUAGAGAGACAACACGAAUAAACAAAUCAAAUAAAACAGGAUGCCAAAAUCGAAAGAAUUUAUAUCCAGCUCAGAAUCAGAUUCAGAAGAUGAUAAGCCAAAAGCAAAGAAAAAGAAGACAGAAAAACCUAAGCCUGCAGAGAAGCCCAAGCCCAGUAGCUCCAAAGGAAAGGAUGGCGAAGAGAUGUUUCAGCUUUCCAAGAUGAGAUAUGUUACAGUGAGUGAAUUUCGGGGAAAAUGCUUUGUCAACAUCCGAGAGUAUUAUGAAUCUGAUGGAGAAAUGAAACCAGGAAAGAAAGGAAUAGCACUUAAUGCGGAACAAUGGACUAGACUGAAAGAACAAAUGGAGGAAAUAGAUGCAAAACUGAAAAGCAUGCAGUAGUGCUUUUUUAUAUAAGGAAACAGUCUCUGUAUCUCAAGUGAUAAGGGAGGAUAUCAUAAAGUUAAACCUCUUACUUAUAAGUCUGGAAUAUGACAGACAUACAGCUCAGCAGACAAAAUCUGAAAAGUAGCUAGCUAGCAGAGCAGACUAAAAUUGGAUUUUGAACAGCAGAGUUGGGUCAAGUGUCUAUUAUGUUGGAUACAAUAUAGUUUGUGACAAAACGUAUCUUGAUCAUUUGUUUUCUGAAAGGACCUUAGGUGUUUUAUGUGGAGCCUUCUUUAAAAUUGUGCUAUAUGUUUGUUAAAAGGACAAAUCAAGCCACGUGUGGUGGGAGACAGCACCAAAUGCCCAUUCCUCGUAUAGACGUGGUCAGAUGUGAAAACAUGAAGUGACACUGUAGAGGCAUGGUUGGCAAGAGUUUGUCACAUGAGACGAUUAUCUUCACAGAGUAUUAACAUGUUAGCACUUACAUUUUCUUACGUAAAACUUUCCAUUGUAGAUCUUGUAAAGUGUUGUUCAAACAAGCUAAACUAGUAUAUUGUUAAUUGGGUAUAUUUGGCUCACCGUUUGUGGCGACAGUGAAAGAGUCGUUCUGAAGUGAUGUGAAAACUUAUAAAUUAUGAAGCUGACAUGAGUUUACAUUUUAAUCAUCCUUUUUAAUUGUUGUGCUUGCUUUCAUUUCUUAGGACAGAAAAUUGACCAAA